CCCUGAAUUAGCCCUAGCCCCUUUUCGGUCCAUUAGGGUUUUUCCAAGUUUAAGCCCAUUAACUCCUUCCCCUACCUCCAAUCGCCCAAAAAAAAAAACCCUAGAUUUGCAGUUGCAGAGAACUUCCGAUCGCCGGCCGAGCUUCUCUUUCUCCGAUUGGCGCUGCAUAGUUAGGUUAUUUCACAUUUUCCUUCAAUUUCUUUGCCCGUUCGUUCGACUCAGGACCUUUCUGUUUUGCACAAAGAUGGCUACCCCUACCAAUAAUGGCGAGCCACCCAGUUCUGAAACACAACCUAAUAAGCGGAGGAGAAAGAAAUCUAUAGUUUGGGAACACUUCACAGUGGAAACUGUUAGUGCAGGAUGUACUCGGGCAUGCUGCAAUCAGUGCAAGAAAUCUUUUGCAUACAUUACAGGAUCAAAGCUAGCUGGUACCAGUCACCUCAAACGGCACAUAGCUCUGGGAAUCUGCCCAGUUAGCCGCCGUAAUCAGGAAAGAAAUCAACUUUCCCCAUAUACCCCAGCCUCCCGAACUGGUGGUUCUGGAAGUGCUACUGAUGUGCCUAAAAGGCGUUACAGAGGAACCCCUGGAUUCACAAGCACUCCAUUUGAUCAAGACCGCUGCAACCAAGAGAUCGCAAAGAUGAUCAUCCAGCACGAAUACCCACUUCACAUUGUGGAACAUCCUGGUUUCAUUGAAUUUGCCAGGACCCUUCAACCUCAGUUCAAUAUGAUAAGCUACAAUGCCAUACAGGCUGAAUGCGUGGCUAUUUACUUGAGGGAGAAGCAGAAUCUCAUCAAUCUCCUCUGUGGGAUCCCUGGACAGGUCAGCCUUACUUUGGAUCUAUGGACUUCAAACCAAAGCCUUGGCUAUGUUUUCUUGACAGGACAUUUCAUUGACAGUGAGUGGAAAUUGAUUCGCCGUAUACUUACUGUAGCUAUGGUACCAUCUCCUGAUUCAAAUGUUGCCUUCAACCAUGCUGUGAUGACUUGCCUAACUGAAUGGGGUUUGGAGACCAGGCUAUUUACUCUGACUGUUGAUAGCUCUUUUGCAAAUGAAACAGUUGUUGAGAAUCUCAGAGGGUUACUCUCUAACAAGAACUCGCUUCUGCUUAAUGGUCAGCUAGUAAUUGGAAACUGCUAUGCUCGUGUUUUAGGGCGUCUUGCACAAGAUGCAGUAGAAGCAAUGAGAGUGACUAUUAAAAAAAUUCGUGAAAGUGUGAAAUAUGUGAAAACUUCAGAUGCCCAUGAAGAAAAAUUCUUUGAACUGAAACAACAACUUCAAGUCCCUAGCACAAAGAGCUUGUUCAUUGAUGACCUAACAAAAUGGGACACAACAUAUCAUAUGCUGAUGGCUGCCUGCGAACUAAAGGAAGUAUUUUCAUGCUUGGAUACUUCAGAUCCAGAUUACAAGGGAACUCCAUCGAUGGAUGAAUGGAAACAAGUAGAAGCACUCUGCACAUACUUGAAGCUUUUUUUUGAUGCCGCUAGUGUCCUAACUGCGGCAACAUACCCUACAACCAAUACAUUCUUCCAUGAAGCAUGGAAAAUUCAAUUAGAACUGACGCAUGCAGCAAUGAGCCAAGAUCCCUUUGUCAGUAAUUUGACCAAGCCACUGCAAGAGAAAUUUGAUAAGUAUUGGAGUGACUGCAGCCUAGUCUUAGCAGCUGCUGUGGUUAUGGAUCCUAGGUUCAAAAUGAAGCUUGUGGAAUUCAGCUUCUCCAAGAUCUACGGCGAGAAUGCUGAAACAUGGAUCAAGAUUGUUGAUGAAGGUAUUCAUGAGAUCUUUCUUGAAUAUGUUGCACAGACACUUACUCUUCCCUCAAAUUUUGUUGAGGGAAAUGAUGACAUUACCAAAACAGAGAUAGCUGAAGGAGAAAGCAUUAUCACCACUGGUGAUGGGCUUUCUGAUUUUGAUGUUUAUAUUUCAGAAAUUUCAAGUGGCCAGCAGAUGAAAUCUGAAUUGGAUCAGUAUCUGGAAGAGUCUCUUUUGCCUAGAGUACAAGAAUUUGAUGUUUUGGGAUGGUGGAAGCUAAACAAAUUGAAAUACCCAACUCUAUCCAAGAUGGCAGGUGAUAUAUUGUCCAUCCCAGUGUCCACUGUUGCUCCUGAUUGUGUGUUUGAUACUGUUAGCAAAAAGAUUAGUAGCUACCAGAGUUCACUCAGACCUAUGACAGUGGAAGCCUUAAUUUGUGCAAAGGAUUGGCUUCAGUUUGAGCCGUCGGAGUUUGCCAAUGCAAUUGUGAAAAUGGAAUUUUAGGUUUAUAGGCUUUAGUUUCACUCUUUUUAUCAUAUAGGUUUUUUGUCCCCAACAUUGUUUGUCAAAAGUUAAUUCUUUCUGAAUUCAUAUCCAUCCCCCAUUGGAUAUUUCCAGACCUAGAAUGCCAUUUGGUGCAUGGAUUAGGUGAAUUGCUCACUGGACGUGCAUUUUCGCCUUCCAUCCAAAUGAAGUAGUUCGGCCCAUAUGAAUUUUGUUACUUUUCCUGUGUUUGUACCAAAUGAUAUGUAUUUUUUUUUUUUGGAUGAACAAUUUGACUUCCUAGAUUAAUGUAUAGCUUUAAGGUGGAGCAUUUUGGAA
This is a messenger RNA of Malania oleifera, 2575 nucleotides long. Its product is annotated as zinc finger BED domain-containing protein DAYSLEEPER-like. Gene Ontology annotation, molecular function: DNA binding; protein dimerization activity. The transcript is spliced from 2 exons. The record is from RefSeq and is a predicted model, not a curated record. Lineage: Eukaryota; Viridiplantae; Streptophyta; Magnoliopsida; Santalales; Ximeniaceae. Bases 245 to 2257 code for a protein of 670 amino acids.